AUAGCCGAAUCACAGUGAUACGAUGCUAGCGCCUUUGUGCCAACAUUCGAAAUUACUCGAGUAAACAGGGCACACAUGAUGUGAAAAUUUGGGACACUGGUAACAACCGAGAUAAAACAUCAUACUUUACCUUUACCGCAAAAAGCUGGAUCCAGAGACCAGAAAUGUCGAACGCAGGCUUGUUAAUUGUAUCAAACCCAGCAAAACUCGGGCACAUGCUGCAAAUCGUGCAAAGUCGUGUUCAGAAAGCGCUCUACAUCCAGCUGGAGUCGAUGGACUCGAGGGGGAUCGCAUGUCUUAGCCGCCUUGUGUCCGGCGUGUACUCGCAAGCGUCCGCCCUGUGCCAUAAUUUGGACGUGAGACUUUUAAUCAGGUCGCCACUGCCCCAGCCGAAGGUGGACGUUGUCUUCUUUGAUGGUCCUGCCUCAAGAAUAUCUGGUUUGAAUUGUGCUGCAGAAAAACUAGACUUGAGUGCUGAAGAUCAUCCAGUCAGUUUGAAAUUUAGCAAGCAGGCUAGUGAGGCUGCCGCACAGGAAACCGACAAGGAGUUUGGUCAUGUUGUCCUUGGCGGGACCUUCGACCGAUUGCACAUUGGACACAAAGAGCUCCUCUCACAGGCCAUCAUUCGUUGCAAACGGAAGCUGACAGUCGGAGUCACGGACUCAAAUAUGCUCUCUUCUAAAAUCUUAAACGAGCUCAUAGAGCCUUGUGAUACACGCAUCGAAAGAGUGAAAGAAUUCUUGAUGGACGUGGACAACACCAUUGAGUACGCAGUUGUGCCAAUUAGUGAUCCUUUUGGACCAACCAAAGAUGAUCCUACCAUGGAUUUAAUUGUCGUCAGUGAAGAAACUUUGAAAGGAGGGUUGAAAGUGAACGAGGUGCGGCAACAGAAGGGCCUCCUGCCCCUCACCUUGCAUUGUGUUCAACUUGUCGAGGACUUGGUUCCCUCUCACUUGCGUGAUACAAACAUUGAGGACUGGAAAGUUAGUUCCAGCUCAGGGCGAAUGAGAUUAUUGGGCACUUUGUUAAAAACUCCAGUGCCUCGGCCAAAUAUCCCUGCAACUCCUUAUAUAAUUGGAUUGACGGGUGGAAUUGCCAGUGGAAAAUCGAAGAUUGGUGAGCGUUUAGCCAAGAAAGGGUGUGGCGUCAUCGACUGCGACCUGAUUGGGCACCAGGUUUACACGCCGGGCUCCAAGGGAUUCCAAAUGGUUGUUGAAGAGUUUGGCAAAGAAAUCGUUGACAGCGAGGGAAAAAUCAACCGACGAGCCUUGGGAAAAAUUGUUUUUGGCAAUCAGGAGAGGUUAGAAAAACUGAACUCCAUAGUGUGGCCUCAGUUGUUGGAGAUUGUCCAGCAGAAAGUGAAGGCCUUCAAAGAGAGUGGAAUAAAAAUCGUCGUUCUGGAAGCAGCAGUCCUCACCAAAGCGGGUUGGCAUUCAAACUGCCAUGAAGUUUGGUCGGUUAUCGUCCCACCGGCAGAGGCUAUCAAGCGACUGCAAGAGAGGGACAACUUAAACGAAGAGGACAGCAGAGCGCGAUUGGCCGCCCAGCCGUUGAACAGCGACCACGUCAAUGUGGCCAAUGUUGUGUUCAGCCCGAGUUGGAGCACCGAGCACACUGACAAGCAGGUGGAGAGGGCGUGGCUGCAGUUGCAGAGCAGGAUGUCUUCAAUCAGCCACUUAUGAGUUGAAAUUUAUACUACGCAGAAGCACUUUGUGAUCAAUUUUAAUGUGGGCUUAAACGGCGAUAACAACCAUACUCAGUUAUUUUUUUCAAUCAGUUUUGUAGAACUGAUAACUAGGGAAGUGUUGAGCAUGUUGAUAUAUAUUUUUAUGGUUCUGUUUUGAAUAAAAGAUUUGAAACUUA
Messenger RNA from Cloeon dipterum, 1863 nucleotides. It is a transcript of the gene Ppat-Dpck, whose product is annotated as Bifunctional Phosphopantetheine adenylyltransferase - Dephospho-CoA kinase. The transcript is spliced from 8 exons. Bases 165 to 1682 code for a protein of 505 amino acids. Gene Ontology annotation, biological process: coenzyme A biosynthetic process. Gene Ontology annotation, molecular function: dephospho-CoA kinase activity; ATP binding. NCBI's taxonomy places the organism in Eukaryota, Metazoa, Arthropoda, Insecta, Ephemeroptera, Baetidae. The record is from RefSeq and is a predicted model, not a curated record.